Tripterygium wilfordii is the source of this 2201-nucleotide messenger RNA. RefSeq names its product probable nucleoredoxin 1. Lineage: Eukaryota; Viridiplantae; Streptophyta; Magnoliopsida; Celastrales; Celastraceae. The transcript is spliced from 4 exons. Bases 180 to 1898 code for a protein of 572 amino acids. The record is from RefSeq and is a predicted model, not a curated record. Gene Ontology annotation, molecular function: thioredoxin-disulfide reductase (NADPH) activity.
AGCGGAGAGACCUAUGACUUUUUGAUUCUAUUCUUUUCUUAGUCCCCACUCCCCAAUCAAAUUCCAGAAACCAAUUAGAAGACACCGUUAGACCAGUACUAUAAAGUCUGAACCAGGACUUUUCUUGAUUUGCUACCUUACAGAGCUGAAACCGAUAGAUAUACCACAGAUCAACGACAAUGGCAGAUACUGAGAUGAUGAACAGCAAUGCUCACGAUUUUCAGUCGCUACUGUCUUCUUCUGAACGAGACUUUCUUGUUCGUAACGACGGUGAUCAGGUUAAGAUUGACAGCUUGAAGGGGAAGAAGAUCGCGCUCUAUUUUUCAGCAUCAUGGUGCGGCCCAUGUCGCCGAUUCACACCGAUUUUGAUGGAAGUAUACAAGGAACUAGCUUCCAAGGGUGAUUUUGAAAUCAUUUUUGUCUCUGGGGAUGAAGAUGAUGAGUCAUUCAAUGAGUACUUUUCCAAGAUGCCAUGGCUUGCAAUCCCAUUUUCUGAUUCAGACACACGUGAAAAGUUAGAUGAGCUGUUCAAAGUGAUGGGAAUUCCCCAUCUUGUGAUCCUUGAUGAAAAUGGUAGAGUUUUGAGUGACAGUGGGGUUGAGAUUAUUCGUGAAUAUGGAGUUGAAGGGUACCCUUUUACACCAGAAAAAAUCAACGAAAUAAAGGAGCAAGAAGAAGCAGGAAGGAGGGAUCAGUCUUUAAGAUCCAUCCUCGUCUUCCGCUCACUUGACUUUGUAAUUUCAUGUGAUGGAAAGAAGAUACCAGUCUCUGAACUUGAAGGGAAGACAGUAGGCCUGUAUUUCUCAUUGUCUACAUACGAAUCUUGUUCUGAUUUUACUCCAAAGCUUGCUCAGGUUUAUGAGAAAUUGAAAGCCAAGGGAGAGAAAUUUGAAAUUGUGUUGGUAUUACUUGAUGACGAUGACGAAUCCUUCGAAGGAUGCCUUGAAAGCAUGCCUUGGUUGGCAUUGCCCUUCAAGGACAAGAGAUGUGAGAAGUUGGUCAGACACUUUGAGCUUUCUACUGUUCCCUCUGUGGUUAUUAUUGGACCAGAUGGAAAAACUCUCCAUCUGAAUGCUGCUGAAGCCAUUGAAGAACAUGGAAUUCAGGCAUAUCCGUUUACCCCAGAGAAGUUUGCAGAGCUUGCAGAGAUAGAGAAAGAAAGAGAAGAAGCUCAAACCCUGGAGUCAAUUUUGGUAUCAGAUGACCGGGAUUUCAUUAUUGGGAAGGAUGGUGCCAAGGUUAAGGUGGCUGAUCUGGUGGGGAAGAACAUCCUCCUUUAUUUUUCAGCACAUUGGUGUCCACCAUGCCGUGCAUUUCUGCCUACUCUUAUUGAAGCAUACAACAAGAUUAAGGAAAAGGAUGCUGCGUUUGAAAUUAUUUUCAUCUCAAGUGACAGGGACCAGGCUGCUUUUGAUGAAUACUUUUCAGAAAUGCCAUGGUUGGCGCUACCCUUUGGUGAUGAGAGGAAGGCAACUUUGUCUCGCCGUUUCAAAGUCCAUGGCAUCCCCAUGCUUGUAGCUAUUGGACCUUCUGGCAAGACUCUGACAACAGACGCCAGAAAUCUCAUUAUGGAGCAUGCGGCUGAUGCUUAUCCUUUCACUGAUGAGCGUUUAAAGGAGAUUGAAAAGGAACAGAAGGAGAUGGUGAAGGGGUGGCCUGAGAAGGUUUACCAUGUGCUUCAUAAAGAGCACGAGCUUGUGCUUACCCGCCGUAAAGUUUAUACAUGUGAUGGCUGUGGUAAAGAUGGACAUGUAUGGUCAUUCAACUGCGAUGAGUGUGACUUUGAUCUUCAUCCCGAGUGUGCUUUGGAAGAUAAAGGAACCAAAAAUGAUGCACAGAAGGAGCAAAGUCAGAAAGAAGAGUGGAUAUGUGACGGAGCGGUCUGCUACAAGCCUUGAGAAGUUGAACUUUUUAUCUUCAUCUACAGUCGUGGUUCUUAGUUAUAGUAUGUAUUCAUGAAUGAUACAAUAAUGCUCCGAGCUUGGUGAGCCUCCUAUCUUGUUAGCUACUAUCUUUUAUCAGAUCUAUAAGUGGACUUGCGUGUAUUAAACUUCCACCUGCAUUAUUAUACAAGGCUUCUGCGUGCGACGAGGUUCUCCCUACCUCCACAGCUCCACUGGUCUAGUAAUAAAGGCAGUUGCAUUUCGGGCUUGAACAUGUUGAAUAUCAUCUUGGUUAUGGUAUUGUGUAGGUUUUGGUUA